Messenger RNA from Pichia membranifaciens NRRL Y-2026, 3765 nucleotides. RefSeq lists its product as hypothetical. The transcript is spliced from 5 exons. The coding region runs from base 1 to 3765 and encodes 1254 amino acids. NCBI's taxonomy places the organism in Eukaryota, Fungi, Ascomycota, Pichiomycetes, Pichiales, Pichiaceae. Gene Ontology annotation, cellular component: membrane. The record is from RefSeq and is a predicted model, not a curated record. Gene Ontology annotation, biological process: monoatomic cation transport; copper ion homeostasis. Gene Ontology annotation, molecular function: copper ion binding; ATP binding; P-type divalent copper transporter activity.
AUGUCCACAUCGCCUUUAGUGCCAGUAAAGAGUCCUCCUUACGCAGACGUCAUGGAUGAUGCGUCCACAUCUUUGCCGGGGUUUGUUGCAGAGGAGAUUAUUGAAGAGUCAUACGGUGCACUUAACAACGGAGCAAGAACAGCAGUAAGUGCAGAAACCGGAACAUCUUCUGAGGAAAACGACCCUAACGAAGGUUAUCUUCUGCCAUUCAACCAGACUGUGGCUGUACAUUCCUUUGCAAUCAUUCCAGUGGAGUUGAUGAAAAACAGAUCUGUUUUAGGCUCAUCGUUGGCCAACUGGUUCGGCUCGAUGUACGCAUACAUUUUGACGUACUACAUCCCUGUAUAUUUGACCACUGUGCUAGACAUCCCAUCGGAGGGUGUUGGCUUGAGAUUGAUUCCAAACAUUUUUGCCACUUCUUUGUCCAGUAUUUUGAGCGGAUAUUACAUGAAAUGGAGCGGCAAGUACCUCAGGUUCUCCAUCAUCAUCAACGCCAUUGGUACUCACGGUAUCUUCCAAAGCUCGGUUACUUCCGUUCAGUACGCUUUCAGAAGUAUCGGUUCUACUCUUGGUACUUCCUUUUCUUCGUACCUCUUCACAACAAGUUUGUCCCACUACUUGACUGUCAAGUUGACGAGCGAGAGACCUGCAGAUGUUACUGACGAUAUGCUACAGGCUAUCAUCCAUGCUGCAUCCCACGAUGCAACCUACAUUAGAUCCAAAGAAGCCCCUGUCUGGGCUACUAGUUUGAUGAUCGACUCCUACAACAUCAGUGUGUGGUACACUUUUGUGCUUGCUCUUGUCACUUCCGUACUUGGGUUGCUUGCAGUCUGUGCCAUCAAGGAGAACAAGCUUCACACAAUGGGCGGAAUGACAUGUUCAUCGUGCUCGAAUUCCAUAAAGGCGGAAGUGGCAAAGAUAGACGGAGUGGAGUCUGUAUCUGUUUCUUUGCUCACAGAAGAAGCAACUGUAACGCAUGCGCCAUCGGUUACGACAGAGGAGCUUAUCGAGAAGAUAGAGGAUAUGGGAUUCGACGCCAACUUCAUUGACAACAAGCUGAACUCAAGCUCGGCUAUUGUCACCGGCACACUGAAAUUAUAUGGGUUGGUAGAUCAAUCUUCCGCAGAUACUGUCGAGCAAAGUAUAUCAAACUUGGAAGGUGUUUUGAGUUGUCAGUUGACAGUUGCAUCCGAGGAAAUGACUGUUGAAUACGAUCCAGAUGUCACUGGAAUAAGAGCAAUUCUCCAAGUGGUUAAUGCUUCUGGGUACGAUGCUCUGGUCAAAAACAAGCUAGAUUCUACGACCCAGAUAGAUUUGCUUGCAAAAGUGAAAGAAAUCAACUAUUGGAGAGACAAUUUUUUCAGCCUUUUGAAGUUUGGCUUACCAGUUAUAUUUUUGAGCCAUAUUUUCCCCAUAAUAAGAAAAAGUUGCCACUGGGAUAGCAAUAAAAUGAGAGUCACAAAUGGUUUAUAUUGGGACAUCAUCCUCCAAUUCAGUCUUGGAACAUAUAUACAGUUUUGGUUAGGGGAGAAAUUUUACAUUAAUUGUUUCAAAUCAUUAAGUCAUGGAAGUGGCAGUAUGGAUGUUUUGAUCUGUACUUCUACGUCAAUUAUUUAUUUAUAUUCAGUAUUCAGCAUCAUUCACGGAAUAUUCACGGAUAGUUAUCCCGUCAUCCUAUUCGACACUUCCACUAUGCUACUUAUGUUUGUCAGUUUGGGAAAAUGGGUAGAAAGUAAGGCCAAGGGUAAUACGUCAACUGCAUUGUCCAAACUAUUGUCAUUGGCGCCAUCGUCUUGUGUUAUUGUAAAAAACCCAGAGAUGUUCAAUAAAGGGAGGGUUACAACACUAGACAGUUCACUGAUCACUCAACAACAAAUAGGCAUAGACUUGCUACAAAAAAACGAUAUUGCAGUUAUUCUUCCCGGGGCCAAAGUACCUUCCGAUGGUGUUUGCGUUUUUGGCACUUCGGAAGUUGACGAAUCUUUGCUCACAGGUGAAUCGCUUCCCGUGAGAAAGGUGAUUGGCUCGGUUUUAAUAGGUGGUUCUGUGAAUAUAAUUUCUACGAUUUUCAUGAGAAUCACUAAAUUAGGCGAACAAACACAACUUCAACAAAUUGUUAAAUUGGUAAAAGAUGCCCAAAUUUCAAACGCUCCAGUUCAAAGAUUUUCUGAUACAAUUGCUUCCAUAUUUGUUCCUUGCAUUCUAAUAUUCUCAAUCUUGUCAUUAAUAUUCUGGACAUCAUAUGUUGAAUAUACCCCCAUAGAUUCAAUCCCACCCAUUUUUUUGGAUUCAAAAGAUCCAUCUAAAGUUGCUUAUUUCAAAGUAUUACAGGUUGCAAUUUCUGUCAUUGUUGUAGCUUGCCCGUGCGCAUUGGGUUUAGCUGCACCAACCGCAGUUAUGGUGGGAACCGGUGUUGGGGCAACCAAUGGUAUUCUUAUCAAAGGUGGCGAAGUUCUAGAAAAUGCAAGUAAGGUCAAUUGCGUCAUUUUUGACAAAACUGGUACUUUGACUAAUGGUUUCAUGGAGCUUACAAGCUUCCGCUUUUUAGGACAAUACACAGAAAGUGCAAACUUUUUAUGGUCAUUACUACAAGUGAUUGAAUCGAAUAGCGAACAUCCAAUUGCAAAGGCAAUUGUUAGAUGUUGCAAUCAAGAGCUACUUAAUCAAAACCCAUAUUUGUUUGAAAUAUCUUCUGUUGACACACAUGCAGGAUUGGGAAUAUCAGCUAGCUGCGUAGAUAUUGAAACAAAAAGAGCAAUUGAUGUUAAGUUGGGUAACUCAAAGUUUUUGGAAAGAUUUAAAAUCUUGAAUACGGUAGAAUUUGAAGAAUCUUUAGCCCAUUGUUCUGCUAAAUUUAGAAUAAGCUCCAUUUGCCACAUUUUAAUCAAUGGCGCAUAUGCUGGCUAUGUUGAAUUAUCAGACUCUUUGAAAUCUGACGCUAAGACCACUAUUGAAACAUUCAUAGAUCAGGGAUAUUCAGUUGGUAUGGUGACCGGCGAUUUGAAGGACACCUCUCGUCAUGUUGCAAACCUUUUGGGUAUACCUUUAAACAAUGUUCUCGCAGAGGCAAGUCCGGAGCAUAAAUUAGAGUAUGUUAAGAAGUUGCAGGAACUGAAUUUCAAUGUUGCUUUUGUUGGCGAUGGAAUAAAUGACGCUCCUGCUUUAGUUCAAUCUAAUGUUGGAGUAGCCAUUUCCUCGGGCACCGAUAUUGCCAUGAGCGCAGCUGAUAUUAUCCUCUUGUCAUCAACAGAAGAGUCUUCUAGUGCUGAAGGUGUGGAAGAAGUAAAUGUUAGCAACAACUCUCAUAUUGGUUUGCUGGGAGUCUAUGCAAGUUUUGAUAUCUCUUCAGCCACUUUCAGCACCAUAAAACUGAAUUUUCUCUUGGCUAUUAUCUACAAUAUGGUAAUGCUGCCCAUCGCAAUGGGGCUUCUGAUUAUUCCGUUUAGUAUUACCAUGCAUCCCAUGUUUGCAAGUGCAGCAAUGGCGUGCUCUUCCAUUUCUGUAGUUGGCAACUCUUUGCGGCUAAAACGUUGGUCUGUCACCAAACUAAAAAGAAAAAUGCAAAACAGUGCAGACAAAUCCUAUAACCUUGGUUGGAAUGACGGUUUGCCAGACAUUAGAGGAGACAUCAAUGAGCUGUCUGUCGACAGCUUUGUUGCCAAUGGUAACAGUCGUAUGACUAGUGUCAGUUUUGCUGUGUCCAGGUUUUACAAGUCGCUCACAGGUCUUUUCAGAAGACGGAAUCAAUAUACUCAUCUUAAUUAG